UUUUUCUGCGUAAAAACUGUGUGCAGUGUGAAUACACUAAUUGAUAUUUUGCAAAAUGCCGAAACCUCUAGUCAACUCAUGCUGUCUAUGUCAGUCCACACGAAAUGGCUCAGUUAUAUGUGGAAUUUUAGCCAUUAUUCUGUCAAUAAUCACAGUAAUCGUUAUAUUUACAACACGUGUACAUUUCAAGACCAUUAUUUUUGAUUUUAUACCAAAUGAUAUAGUAAAAAUUAUAUUAGUGAUAAAUCUAUGCAUGACGAUUUUAAUAUCCUUGCUAAUGAUUGUUGGAGUUCUGAAGCGAUAUCAUUAUUUAAUGGUACCCUGGGUGGUCCUGGGGAUUAUGAUAUCCAUAGGACUGUUCAUUUCUGUUAUCUACACCGGCAUUGUCUUCUUCAUAGAUGGUUUUUUUUUAACUGGCGUCCUGUGGCUAAUAUUUGGUCUUAUUUGCUGUGUUGUACUUACAUAUUGUUGGUGCGUCGUAUAUAGCGAAUAUGCAAAUCUAGCGGAGGAAAGUGAACGUGGUCGGUACAAUAAGCAACCAUAUCGUCGUUAGGCACUUACGCCCACCUCAAACAUACAUAUAUCGUUCGUUAAUUAACGAAACUAAAUUGCUUGUGUGUAAUUUACUUAUAUUCUUGACUAAUAUAUUAAAGUUCUUGGGCAGUUCGUAUUCAACAUUUUACAUUUAAUCCUUAGAUGUUGUUUAAUAAGGCAAAUAUAAUUCCUCGCUAAUAAUGUAUUUGUAAUAUUUAUAA
Molecule: messenger RNA, 755 nt
Organism: Drosophila busckii
Lineage: Eukaryota; Metazoa; Arthropoda; Insecta; Diptera; Drosophilidae
Exons: 3
Coding region: 56-553 (165 amino acids)
Source: RefSeq, a predicted model, not a curated record